This is a messenger RNA of Vidua chalybeata, 828 nucleotides long. RefSeq names its product collagen alpha-1(III) chain-like. The coding region runs from base 1 to 828 and encodes 275 amino acids. NCBI's taxonomy places the organism in Eukaryota, Metazoa, Chordata, Aves, Passeriformes, Viduidae. The record is from RefSeq and is a predicted model, not a curated record. The transcript is spliced from 3 exons.
AUGGCCCGGCGGUGGCGGAGCGCAGGGCCCGGGCCGGGCGGAGGGCGCGGGGCAGAGGGGCGGCCCCGCCGUCCGGCCGCGCAGGGGCUCUGCAUGAUCCCGGCGCCGCCGCCGCCGCAGCCUUAUGCACCGCGCGCCCACGUCACCGCCCGCCGCGGCCAAUCCGCGCCGCCGCCGCCGCCCCCCCGCGCCCGCCGCGCCGCCGCCGGACGGGGCGUGCGAGGGAGCAAGGACGUGGGCACGGUGCGCACGAGGAGACGCGGCCGCUCGGUGGGGUCUGGCACCCCCGCGGGGUCACGGAUCCGUUCGAGCGACCCGCUGGCCGCCGCCGGCCGGAGGAGCGCCUCGCUAGGGACCGGCGACAAACGAGAUCCCGCUUCGGCGUGCGCUCCCCCACGGCAAGCGGCGGGGCCCGAGGGCGCGGGGUCUCCGCGGGGCGCGGAGUCGAGGAGAACCCCGAGGCGGGCCGCUUUUCCCGGGAGGAGCGGUGCGGCGGGGCCGGCACUGCGGCCCGGGACGCUCCGGCGGGGCCGCCCCGGUGGGGAGGGGGCGGCGGGCCCGGGGCCACCCGACAGCCGAGGGCACAGCGGAGGCGCCGGUAACUUCGCCGUGGUUCCGUUACCGGCGCUCGCAGCGCACGUCCGGGCCCGAGGAGCACCGGCCACCGCCAUGGGCCGGUCGGUACCGGGGCGGUGCGGAGGGACGAGGUUUCUCUUUCCUUCGCGCUUUGCUGCCCGUCGGGAGCCACCGCUCCGGGGAGGUGCCACCGCCUGGCCCCGGCCCCUCCCGGCCCCGGAGCCCGCCCCUCUCCCCGUCCCAGCGGGCUGA